This is a messenger RNA of Myotis davidii, 12467 nucleotides long. It is a transcript of the gene TRRAP, whose product is annotated as transformation/transcription domain-associated protein. Lineage: Eukaryota; Metazoa; Chordata; Mammalia; Chiroptera; Vespertilionidae. The record is from RefSeq and is a predicted model, not a curated record. Gene Ontology annotation, biological process: DNA repair; regulation of DNA-templated transcription. Gene Ontology annotation, cellular component: NuA4 histone acetyltransferase complex; SAGA complex; nucleus. Gene Ontology annotation, molecular function: transcription coregulator activity; protein binding.
GGGAAUGGUGUAUUCUAGAUUAAUGCAAAGCAUUUAGAUAAAUUUAGGCAUUUAAGUAGGAUUUUCAUAGAGAUUGUGAACCUGUGCCCUUAAUAAAUUGGUAACUUAUGUUUCUUUUCAUAGAGUGGGUGGACUCAUGGACCUGAUACUUUUCUCUUGAGAAAUAAACUAGAUCAAAAGAAAAAUGGCAUUUGUUGCAACACAAGGGGCCACAGUGGUUGACCAAACCACUCUGAUGAAAAAAUAUCUCCAGUUUGUGGCAGCUCUCACAGAUGUAAAUACCCCUGAUGAAACAAAGUUAAAAAUGAUGCAAGAAGUUAGCGAAAAUUUUGAGAAUGUAACAUCAUCUCCUCAAUAUUCUACAUUCCUGGAACAUAUCAUCCCUCGGUUUCUUACAUUUCUUCAAGAUGGAGAAGUUCAGUUUCUUCAGGAGAAACCAGCUCAGCAAUUGCGGAAACUAGUUCUUGAAAUCAUCCAUAGAAUACCAACCAAUGAACAUCUUCGUCCUCAUACCAAAAAUGUUCUGUCUGUGAUGUUUCGCUUUUUAGAGACGGAAAAUGAAGAAAACGUCCUUAUUUGUCUAAGAAUAAUUAUUGAGCUACACAAACAAUUCAGGCCGCCCAUCACACAAGAAAUUCAUCAUUUUUUGGAUUUUGUGAAACAGAUUUAUAAGGAGCUUCCAAAAGUAGUGAACCGCUACUUUGAGAACCCUCAGGUGAUCCCUGAGAACACAGUCCCUCCCCCGGAAAUGGUUGGUAUGAUCACAGCAAUUGCUGUGAAGGUCAAUCCCGAGCGUGAGGACGGUGAGACGAGAACACAUUCCAUCAUUCCAAGAGGAUCUCUUUCUCUGAAAGUAUUGGCAGAAUUGCCAAUUAUUGUUGUUUUAAUGUAUCAGCUCUACAAACUGAAUAUCCACAAUGUUGUUGCUGAAUUUGUGCCCCUGAUCAUGAAUACCAUUGCAAUUCAGGUGUCCACACAGGCCAGGCAACAUAAGCUUUACAACAAGGAGUUGUAUGCUGAUUUCAUUGCUGCUCAGAUUAAAACAUUGUCAUUUUUAGCUUAUAUCAUCAGAAUUUACCAGGAGUUGGUGACUAAAUACUCUCAGCAAAUGGUAAAAGGAAUGUUACAGUUGCUUUCAAAUUGCCCAGCAGAGACUGCACACCUCAGAAAGGAGCUUCUGAUCGCUGCAAAGCACAUCCUCACGACAGAGCUGAGAAACCAGUUCAUCCCUUGCAUGGACAAGCUGUUUGAUGAAUCCAUACUAAUUGGCUCAGGAUAUACUGCUCGAGAGACGCUCAGGCCCCUUGCCUACAGCACUCUGGCUGACCUCGUGCACCACGUUCGUCAGCAUCUGCCCCUCAGUGACCUCUCCCUCGCUGUCCAGCUCUUUGCUAAGAACAUUGAUGACGAGUCCCUGCCCAGCAGCAUCCAGACCAUGUCCUGCAAGCUCCUGUUGAACCUGGUGGACUGCAUCCGCUCCAAGAGCGAACAGGAGAGCGGCAACGGGAGAGACGUCCUGAUGCGGAUGCUGGAGGUUUUUGUUCUCAAAUUCCACACCAUUGCUCGCUACCAGCUCUCUGCCAUUUUUAAGAAGUGCAAGCCUCAGUCAGAACUCGGAGCCGUGGAAGCAGCUCUGCCGGGAGUGCCCGCUGCCCCCACAGCUCCGGGCCCUGCCCCAUCCCCAGCCCCUGUUCCCACCACUAUGCCGUCCUUUGAGAAGCAAGGAGAAAAGGACAAGGAGGACAAGCAGACAUUUCAAGUCACGGAUUGCCGAAGUUUGGUAAAAACCUUGGUCUGUGGUGUCAAGACAAUCACGUGGGGCAUAACGUCAUGUAAAGCGCCUGGUGAAGCUCAGUUCAUUCCUAACAAGCAGUUACAGCCCAAAGAAACUCAGAUUUACAUAAAACUUGUGAAAUAUGCAAUGCAGGCUUUAGAUAUUUAUCAGGUCCAGAUAGCAGGAAAUGGACAAACAUACAUUCGAGUAGCAAACUGCCAGACUGUUAGAAUGAAGGAAGAGAAGGAGGUAUUGGAACACUUUGCUGGUGUGUUUACAAUGAUGAAUCCCUUAACAUUUAAAGAAAUAUUUCAAACUACAGUUCCUUAUAUGGUGGAAAGAAUCUCAAAGAAUUAUGCUCUUCAGAUUGUUGCCAAUUCCUUCUUGGCAAAUCCUACUACCUCUGCUCUGUUUGCUACAAUUCUGGUGGAAUAUCUCCUUGAUCGCCUGCCAGAAAUGGGCUCCAACGUGGAGCUCUCUAACCUGUACCUCAAGCUAUUUAAAUUGGUCUUUGGCUCAGUCUCCCUCUUUGCAGCUGAAAAUGAACAAAUGCUAAAGCCCCACCUGCACAAGAUUGUGAACAGCUCCAUGGAGCUCGCACAGACUGCCAAAGAGCCCUAUAACUACUUCCUGCUGCUUCGGGCCCUGUUCCGCUCUAUUGGGGGCGGUAGCCAUGAUCUCCUGUAUCAGGAAUUUUUGCCUCUUCUUCCAAACCUCUUGCAAGGGCUGAACAUGUUGCAGAGCGGCCUGCAUAAGCAGCACAUGAAGGAUCUCUUCGUGGAGCUGUGUCUCACGGUGCCUGUACGGCUGAGCUCUCUCUUGCCGUAUUUGCCCAUGUUAAUGGAUCCUUUGGUGUCUGCUCUCAAUGGCUCUCAGACGUUGGUCAGCCAAGGCCUGAGGACUCUGGAGUUGUGUGUGGACAACCUGCAGCCCGAUUUCCUGUAUGACCACAUUCAGCCAGUACGCGCAGAGCUCAUGCAGGCUUUAUGGCGUACUUUACGCAAUCCUGCUGAUAGCAUUUCUCAUGUAGCCUAUCGUGUACUUGGUAAAUUUGGUGGCAGUAACAGGAAGAUGUUAAAGGAAUCCCAGAAGCUGCACUAUGUUUUGACUGAAGUUCAAGGCCCCAGUAUUACAGUGGAGUUCUCCGAUUGUAAAGCAUCUCUUCAGCUUCCAAUGGAGAAGGCCAUUGAAACCGCUCUGGACUGCCUGAAAAGUGCCAACACUGAGCCCUACUACCGGAGGCAGGCGUGGGAAGUGAUCAAGUGCUUCCUGGUGGCAAUGAUGAGUCUAGAGGACAAUAAACAUGCUCUCUAUCAGCUCCUUGCACACCCUAACUUUACAGAAAAGACCAUACCUAAUGUCAUCAUAUCACAUCGCUACAAAGCACAAGAUACUCCAGCUCGGAAGACAUUUGAGCAGGCUUUGACCGGGGCAUUCAUGUCUGCAGUCAUUAAAGAUCUUCGGCCCAGCGCCCUGCCCUUUGUAGCCAGCCUGAUCCGCCACUACACAAUGGUGGCAGUUGCCCAGCAGUGUGGUCCUUUCUUGCUGCCUUGCUACCAGGUGGGCAGCCAGCCCAGCACAGCCAUGUUUCACAGUGAAGAAAACGGGUCGAAAGGAAUGGAUCCAUUGGUUCUCAUUGAUGCCAUAGCUAUAUGUAUGGCAUAUGAAGAAAAGGAACUUUGCAAGAUUGGAGAGGUGGCUCUUGCUGUGAUAUUUGAUGUUGCAAGUAUCAUCCUGGGCUCAAAGGAGAGGGCAUGCCAGCUGCCUCUGUUUUCUUACAUUGUGGAGCGCUUGUGUGCGUGUUGUUAUGAGCAGGCCUGGUAUGCAAAGUUGGGGGGUGUGGUGUCCAUUAAGUUUCUCAUGGAGCGGCUGCCGCUCACCUGGGUUCUGCAGAACCAGCAGACAUUCCUCAAAGCGCUUCUCUUUGUCAUGAUGGACUUAACUGGAGAGGUUUCCAAUGGGGCCGUUGCCAUGGCCAAAACCACGCUGGAGCAGCUUCUGAUGAGGUGUGCGACACCUUUAAAAGAGGAGGAGAGAGUGGAAGAGAUUGUGGCAGCUCAGGAAAAGUCUUUUCACCACGUGACACACGACUUGGUUCGAGAAGUCACCUCUCCAAAUUCCACUGUGAGGAAACAGGCUAUGCAUUCACUGCAAGUUUUGGCCCAGGUCACUGGAAAAAGUGUGACAGUGAUAAUGGAACCCCAUAAAGAGGUCCUCCAGGAUAUGGUCCCACCUAAGAAGCAUUUGCUCAGACACCAGCCUGCCAAUGCACAGAUCGGCCUGAUGGAGGGGAACACGUUCUGUACCACAUUGCAGCCCAGGCUCUUCACAAUGGAUCUUAACGUGGUGGAGCAUAAGGUGUUCUACACAGAGCUUUUGAAUUUGUGUGAGGCUGAAGAUUCAGCUUUAACAAAGCUGCCCUGUUACAAAAGUCUUCCAUCACUCGUGCCUUUGAGAAUUGCAGCACUAAAUGCACUUGCUGCCUGCAAUUACCUUCCUCAGUCCAGAGAGAAGAUCAUUGCUGCACUCUUCAAAGCACUUAAUUCCACAAAUAGUGAGCUCCAGGAGGCUGGAGAAGCCUGCAUGCGAAAGUUUUUAGAAGGUGCUACCAUAGAAGUAGAUCAAAUCCACACACAUAUGCGACCUUUGUUGAUGAUGCUGGGGGAUUAUCGAAGUUUGACGCUGAAUGUUGUGAAUCGUCUGACUUCGGUUACCAGGCUCUUCCCAAACUCCUUCAAUGAUAAAUUCUGUGAUCAGAUGAUGCAACAUCUGCGAAAGUGGAUGGAAGUGGUGGUCCUCACCCACAAAGGGGGCCAGAGGAGCGACGGAAACGAAAGCAUUUCAGAGUGCGGGAGAUGUUCCUUGUCUCCAUUCUGUCAGUUUGAGGAAAUGAAAAUUUGUUCAGCAAUUAUAAACCUUUUUCAUCUGAUCCCAGCUGCACCUCAAACUCUGGUCAAGCCUUUGUUAGAGGUUGUGAUGAAAACAGAACGGGCUAUGUUGAUUGAGGCUGGCAGUCCCUUCAGAGAGCCUCUGAUCAAGUUCCUGACUCGGCACCCUUCGCAGACAGUGGAGCUGUUCAUGAUGGAGGCAACAUUGAAUGAUCCUCAGUGGAGCAGAAUGUUUAUGAGUUUUUUAAAACACAAAGAUGCCAGACCUCUGCGAGAUGUGCUGGCUGCUAACCCCAACAGGUUCAUCACCCUGCUGCUGCCCGGCGGCGCUCAGACUGCCAUGCGCCCUGGCUCGCCCAGCACCAGCACAAUGCGCCUGGAUCUUCAGUUUCAGGCCAUCAAGAUCAUAAGUAUUAUAGUUAAAAACAAUGACUCCUGGCUGGCCAAUCAGCAUUCUCUGGUGAGCCAGCUGAGACGCGUGUGGAUCAGUGAAACCUUUCAAGAAAGACACCGGAAGGAGAACAUGGCUGCCACAAACUGGAAGGAGCCCAAGCUGCUGGCCUAUUGUCUGCUGAAUUAUUGCAAGAGGAAUUAUGGAGACAUAGAACUGCUGUUCCAGCUGCUCCGCGCCUUCACUGGCCGUUUCCUCUGCAACAUGACAUUCUUAAAGGAGUAUAUGGAGGAAGAGAUUCCCAGAAACUAUAGCAUUGCUCAAAAACGUGCCCUGUUUUUUCACUUUGUGGAUUUCAGUGACCCCAGCUUUGGAGAUGAACUGAAAGCCAAGGUUCUGCAGCAUAUCUUGAAUCCUGCUUUCUUAUACAGCUUUGAGAAGGGGGAAGGAGAGCAACUCUUAGGACCUCCCAAUCCGGAAGGCGAUAACCCAGAAAGCAUCACCAGUGUGUUUAUAACCAAGGUCCUGGACCCAGAGAAGCAGGCGGACAUGCUGGACUCCCUGAGGAUUUACCUCCUGCAGUAUGCCACGCUGCUGGUGGAGCACGCCCCCCACCACAUCCACGACAACAACAAGAACCGCAACAGCAAGCUGCGCCGCCUGAUGACCUUCGCCUGGCCCUGCCUGCUCUCCAAGGCCUGUGUAGACCCAGCUUGCAAAUACAGUGGGCACUUACUUCUGGCACACAUUAUUGCCAAAUUUGCAAUACAUAAGAAAAUUGUCCUGCAGGUUUUUCACAGUCUUCUCAAGGCCCAUGCAAUGGAAGCUCGAGCAAUUGUCAGACAAGCGAUGGCCAUUUUGACUCCAGCAGUGCCAGCCAGAAUGGAGGAUGGUCACCAGAUGCUGACCCACUGGACAAGGAAGAUCAUUGUGGAGGAGGGGCACACAGUUCCUCAGCUGGUUCAUAUUUUGCACUUGAUAGUGCAGCAUUUUAAGGUGUACUACCCCGUGCGGCACCACUUGGUACAGCACAUGGUCAGUGCCAUGCAGAGGUUGGGCUUCACACCCAGCGUCACCAUUGAGCAGAGAAGGCUGGCUGUGGACCUGUCGGAGGUUGUCAUCAAGUGGGAGCUCCAGAGGAUCAAGGACCAGCAGCCGGAUUCAGAUAUGGAUCCAAAUUCCAGUGGAGAAGGAGUCAACUCUGUGUCAUCUUCCAUUAAAAGAGGCCUCUCAGUGGAUUCUGCCCAGGAAGUGAAACGCUUUAGGACGGCUACAGGAGCAAUCAGCGCGGUGUUUGGGAGGAGCCAGUCGCUGCCUGGAGCGGACUCCCUUCUUGCCAAGCCAAUUGAUAAACAGCACACGGACACCGUGGUGAACUUCCUCAUCCGGGUGGCUUGUCAGGUUAAUGACAACACCAACACUGCCGGGUCUCCUGGGGAGGUGCUUUCUCGCCGGUGUGUGACCCUCUUGAAAACUGCCUUGCGACCAGACAUGUGGUCAAAGUCUGAGCUCAAACUGCAGUGGUUCGACAAGCUGCUGAUGAGUGUGGAGCAGCCUAAUCAAGUUAACUAUGGAAAUAUUUGCACGGGCUUGGAAGUGCUGAGUUUCUUGCUCACUGUUCUCCAGUCUCCAGCCAUCCUCAGUAGCUUCAAACCCCUGCAGCGUGGAAUCGCUGCCUGUAUGACGUGUGGAAACACCAAAGUGUUACGAGCAGUCCAUAGCCUUCUCUCACGUCUAAUGAGCAUUUUCCCAACAGAGCCAAGCACGUCCAGUGUGGCCUCUAAGUACGAAGAGCUGGAAUGCCUCUAUGCGGCCGUAGGGAAGGUCAUCUAUGAAGGACUCACCAACUAUGAGAAGGCCACCAACGCGAAUCCCUCCCAGCUCUUUGGGACCCUUAUGAUCCUCAAGUCUGCCUGCAGCAACAACCCGAGCUACAUAGACAGGCUGAUCUCAGUCUUCAUGCGCUCCCUGCAGAAGAUGGUCCGAGAACACCUCAAUCCGCAGGCAGCCUCCGGCAGCACAGAGGCAACCUCAGGAACUAGUGAGCUGGUGAUGCUGAGUCUGGAGCUGGUGAAAACACGCCUGGCUGUGAUGAGCCUGGAGAUGAGGAAGAACUUUAUUCAGGCCAUCCUGACCUCCCUCAUUGAAAAAUCACUUGAUGCCAAAAUCCUCCGGGCUGUGGUUAAAAUUGUGGAAGAGUGGGUUAAAAAUAAUUCCCCAAUGGCAGCCAAUCAGACACCUACUCUCCGGGAGAAGUCCAUUUUGCUUGUGAAAAUGAUGACCUACAUAGAAAAGCGUUUUCCAGAAGACCUUGAGUUAAACGCACAGUUCUUAGACCUUGUUAACUAUGUCUACAGGGACGAGGCACUGUCUGGCAGUGAGCUGACUGCAAAACUCGAGCCUGCCUUUCUCUCUGGGCUGCGUUGUGCCCAGCCACUCAUCAGGGCGAAGUUUUUCGAGGUUUUUGACAACUCUAUGAAACGUCGGGUUUACGAGCGUCUGCUUUAUGUGACCUGCUCCCAGAAUUGGGAAGCCAUGGGGAACCACUUUUGGAUUAAGCAGUGCAUCGAGCUUCUCUUGGCCGUGUGUGAGAAGAGCACUCCCAUUGGUACCAGCUGCCAAGGAGCUAUGCUCCCGUCCAUCACCAAUGUCAUCAACCUGGCCGACAGCCAUGAUCGAGCAGCCUUUGCCAUGGUCACACAUGUCAAGCAGGAGCCUCGGGAGCGAGAGAACAGCGAGUCCAAAGAGGAGGAUGUUGAGAUAGAUAUUGAACUAGCUCCUGGAGAUCAGACCAGCACACCCAAAACCAAAGAACUUUCUGAAAAGGACAUUGGAAACCAGCUGCAUAUGUUAACCAACAGACAUGACAAAUUUCUUGAUACUCUCCGAGAAGUGAAGACCGGGGCCCUGCUCAGUGCCUUCGUCCAGCUGUGCCACAUUUCCACCACCCUGGCCGAGAAGACCUGGGUCCAGCUUUUCCCCAGAUUGUGGAAAAUUCUGUCUGACCGACAGCAGCAUGCGCUAGCUGGUGAGAUUAGCCCGUUCCUGUGCAGUGGCAGUCACCAGGUGCAGCGGGAUUGUCAGCCCAGCGCACUGAACUGCUUUGUGGAAGCCAUGUCCCAGUGUGUCCCUCCGAUCCCCAUCAGACCCUGCGUUCUGAAGUACUUGGGGAAAACACACAACCUUUGGUUCCGCUCCACAUUAAUGCUAGAGCACCAGGCUUUUGAAAAAGGUCUGAGUCUGCAGAUUAAGCCAAAGCAAACAACGGAAUUUUAUGAGCAGGAGAGCAUAACUCCACCUCAGCAGGAGAUACUGGAUUCCCUUGCAGAACUUUACUCUUUGUUACAAGAGGAAGAUAUGUGGGCUGGUUUGUGGCAGAAGCGUUGCAAGUAUUCUGAGACAGCAACUGCUAUUGCUUACGAACAGCAUGGAUUCUUUGAGCAGGCACAAGAGUCCUAUGAGAAGGCAAUGGAUAAAGCCAAAAAAGAGCAUGAGAGGAGCAGCGCAUCCCCUGCUAUUUUCCCAGAGUACCAGCUCUGGGAGGACCACUGGAUUCGGUGCUCUAAGGAAUUGAACCAGUGGGAAGCCUUGACGGAGUACGGCCAGUCCAAGGGUCACAUAAACCCUUACCUCGUCCUGGAGUGUGCUUGGCGCGUGUCUAACUGGACAGCCAUGAAGGAGGCGUUGGUGCAGGUAGAAGUAAGUUGUCCCAAGGAGAUGGCUUGGAAGGUCAACAUGUACCGUGGAUACUUGGCUAUCUGCCAUCCUGAGGAGCAACAGCUCAGCUUCAUCGAACGCCUGGUGGAAAUGGCCAGCAGUUUGGCCAUCCGUGAGUGGCGGCGCUUGCCUCAUGUGGUGUCCCAUGUGCACACGCCUCUUCUCCAGGCCGCCCAGCAAAUCAUUGAACUUCAGGAAGCUGCGCAAAUAAAUGCAGGUUUGCAGCCGACCAACCUGGGAAGGAACAACAGCCUGCACGACAUGAAGACGGUGGUAAAGACCUGGAGGAACAGGCUGCCCAUUGUGUCCGACGACUUGUCCCACUGGAGCAGCGUCUUCAUGUGGCGGCAGCAUCAUUACCAGGGUAAACCUACCUGGUCCGGCAUGCAUUCAUCAUCUAUUGUAACUGCGUAUGAAAAUAGUUCUCAGCAUGAUCCAAGUUCUAAUAAUGCUAUGCUUGGAGUUCAUGCAUCAGCUUCAGCAAUCAUCCAGUAUGGAAAAAUUGCCCGGAAACAAGGACUGGUCAAUGUAGCUCUGGAUAUAUUAAGUCGUAUUCAUACUAUUCCAACUGUUCCUAUCGUGGAUUGCUUCCAGAAGAUCCGACAGCAAGUCAAAUGCUACCUCCAACUGGCCGGAGUCAUGGGGAAAAACGAGUGUAUGCAGGGACUUGAAGUUAUAGAAUCUACAAACUUAAAAUACUUCACAAAAGAGAUGACAGCUGAAUUUUAUGCACUGAAGGGAAUGUUCUUGGCUCAGAUUAACAAGUCUGAGGAAGCAAACAAAGCCUUUUCUGCAGCUGUGCAGAUGCAUGAUGUGCUGGUGAAGGCUUGGGCCAUGUGGGGCGAUUACCUGGAGAACAUCUUCGUGAAGGAGCGGCAGCUGCAUCUCGGAGUGUCUGCCAUUACCUGUUACCUGCAUGCAUGCCGGCAUCAGAACGAGAGCAAAUCAAGGAAAUACUUAGCCAAGGUGCUGUGGCUUUUAAGUUUCGAUGAUGAUAAAAACACUUUGGCAGAUGCCGUUGACAAGUACUGCAUUGGUGUGCCACCCAUCCAGUGGCUGGCCUGGAUCCCGCAGCUGCUCACCUGCCUGGUGGGCUCAGAAGGAAAGCUGCUUUUGAACCUCAUCAGCCAGGUCGGACGCGUGUAUCCCCAGGCAGUCUACUUUCCCAUCCGGACCCUGUACCUGACUCUGAAAAUAGAGCAGCGGGAACGCUACAAGAGUGAUCCAGGGCCCAUAAGAGCAACAGCACCCAUGUGGCGCUGCAGCCGAAUCAUGCACAUGCAGCGGGAACUGCACCCAACCCUUCUGUCUUCCCUGGAAGGCAUCGUCGAUCAGAUGGUCUGGUUCCGUGAAAACUGGCACGAAGAGGUUCUCAGGCAGCUCCAACAGGGCCUGGCAAAAUGUUACUCUGUCGCCUUUGAGAAAAGCGGAGCGGUGUCCGAUGCCAAAAUCACCCCCCACACUCUGAACUUCGUCAAGAAGCUGGUGAGCACGUUCGGGGUGGGCCUGGAGAACGUCUCCAACGUCUCCACCAUGUUCUCCAGCGCAGCCUCCGAGUCUCUAGCCAGGCGGGCGCAGGCCACUGCGCAGGACCCUGUCUUCCAGAAGCUGAAGGGCCAGUUCACCACCGAUUUUGACUUCAGUGUUCCAGGAUCCAUGAAGCUUCACAACCUCAUUUCUAAAUUGAAAAAGUGGAUCAAAAUUCUGGAGGCCAAAACCAAGCAACUUCCAAAAUUCUUCCUCAUAGAAGAAAAGUGUCGGUUUUUGAGCAAUUUCUCCGCGCAGACAGCUGAAGUGGAAAUCCCAGGGGAGUUCCUGAUGCCAAAGCCGACGCACUAUUAUAUCAAGAUCGCUCGGUUUAUGCCCAGGGUGGAAAUUGUGCAGAAGCACAACACCGCAGCCAGGAGGCUGUACAUCCGCGGGCACAACGGCAAGAUCUACCCGUACCUGGUCAUGAACGACGCCUGCCUGACAGAGUCGCGGAGGGAGGAGCGCGUGCUCUCUGUGCCACGUGUGCUACAUCAGUGCGCUGAAGCGAGGGCAGGCCUGUGGCGACGCUCUCUCAGCUGUCCCGUUCUCUCCCCUUUCUCCUCAGUUCCACGAGUUGUGGCGGUGUCCCCACAGAUGCGCCUCGUGGAAGACAACCCCUCUUCUCUCUCCCUCGUGGAGAUCUACAAGCAGCGCUGUGCCAAGAAGGGCAUCGAGCACGACAACCCCAUCUCGCGCUACUACGACAGGCUGGCCACGGUGCAGGCGCGUGGGACGCAAGCCAGCCACCAGGUCCUUCGAGACAUCCUCAAGGAAGUGCAGAGCAACAUGGUGCCACGCAGCAUGCUGAAGGAGUGGGCUCUGCACACCUUCCCCAAUGCCACGGACUACUGGACGUUCCGGAAGAUGCUCACCAUCCAGCUCGCACUGAUCGGCUUCGCGGAGUUCGUCCUGCAUUUAAACCGGCUCAACCCCGAGAUGUUACAGAUCGCCCAGGACACUGGCAAACUGAACGUCGCCUACUUCCGCUUUGAUAUCAACGACGCGACUGGAGACCUAGAUGCCAACCGUCCUGUUCCUUUUCGCCUCACGCCCAAUAUUUCCGAAUUUCUGACCACCAUCGGCGUCUCUGGCCCCUUGACCGCCUCCAUGAUUGCUGUUGCCCGGUGCUUUGCUCAGCCAAACUUUAAGGUGGACGGCAUCCUGAAAACUGUGCUUCGGGACGAGAUCAUCGCUUGGCACAAAAAGACACAGGAGGACACCUCUUCUCCUCUCUCGGCCGCCGGGCAGCCCGAGAACAUGGACAGUCAGCAGCUGGUCUCCCUGGUGCAGAAAGCUGUCACCGCCAUCAUGACCCGCCUGCACAACCUCGCCCAGUUUGAAGGCGGGGAGAGCAAAGUGAACACCCUGGUGGCUGCCGCCAACAGCCUGGACAACCUGUGCCGCAUGGACCCCGCCUGGCACCCCUGGCUGUGACAUGGCCACUCCCACCUCGGAGGUGAAGGCUGCCGCUCAGGCUCCCGCACUGGCCUCCCCGCGCCUCCUCUGCCCUGUCCAUGUGAUGCUGGGUCCUCCAGGCUUCCGCGGUACAGUCGUGUCCCUGCUCGCAGUGUGAGAAAGAGGGUGAGUCAGGGUCGAGGGAGCUGAGCCAUGGAGGUGAGGCCACUUGAAAUGCUGGAGUUGAAACUCGAAGCUUUUAAAAUAACCUUUCAGGAAACCAAGAUUCCCUGGCCUGGAGUAGGUGAACGCAUCGCCCCUCCGUCUGCGGGCGGACAGACUGAACUGUAGGAAACAGCUCGGAAUGUCCUUUUUAACUUUCAGUAGUCACACCUGGCGGGAGCUCGUGCUCUGUACAGACCUUUGUAACAGCUGCACAGAAACCCGCCUGGGAAAUUAUGAACACACCCUGCUGGCUUCACCCCAGCACAAACUUCCAUGCUGCGUGGCCAGCACUGGGAACCUCGCCGAGCCCCCGGGGGAGCCGGCAGGUGACUUCCGCUUUCUGUCGGCCAGCUCUUUGAAUGUCUUCUAAGACACUUACUAUCAUUGUACCUGAAAAAAAAAAUCACUUCUUCCUAAUUUAAAAAGAAGCAGCAACAGAAGUUUGUUAGCUCGUCUGUGUUCACAUUUUUAUAAAUAUGAGUAUUGAGAAUGUUCUAUCUAAAUUUGUACAGUGUGAUUUUUUUAGAAUAAAUAUUUUAUAAAAGGA